Molecule: messenger RNA, 1650 nt
Organism: Pseudozyma flocculosa PF-1
Lineage: Eukaryota; Fungi; Basidiomycota; Ustilaginomycetes; Ustilaginales; Ustilaginaceae
Exons: 3
Coding region: 1-1650 (549 amino acids)
Biological process (GO): maturation of SSU-rRNA
Cellular component (GO): cytoplasm
Source: RefSeq, a predicted model, not a curated record
AUGCCCCGUCCGGUCGACGACGACGACUACGACUCCGACUCGGGUUCCGAGUUCUCGGUCACGGAUGUCCAGCUCGGGCUCGCAGACGGCCCGCUCGAGGGCGACGACGAGGCCAACCCGCUCGUCUCGAGGAUCGGUGGUCGGGCGGCCUGGCUGCCCAUGACCUCGACGCCCCCUCGUGAAGUGGCGCAGUGCAACCACUGUCAACGACCCAUGCAACUGAUCGUGCAGAUUUUUGCCCCGCUCGAGGGCUCGGCAUACGAUCGCUGCCUCAUGGUCUGGGGCUGCGGCCGCGCAGAAUGCCAGAGGACGGAUGCUUCUAGCCUCAAGGUCAUCCGCGUGCUGAAGCACAAUCCGCGCUGGGCAGCCAAGCUCGAAAAGCAGAAGCAGCGCCGCGAGGCGCGCGAAGCCCGAGCUCGCGAGCGCGCCGAGCAAGAGGCUGCCCGCAAGGCCGAGCAAGAGCGUCUUUCCAAGAUCAACCCCUUCGCGUCCAACGCCUCGACACAGGCCGGCGGAGCAGGCGGCCUGGGCGACAUGCUCUUCGGUGGUGGCUCUGCAGGCGCCGGCGCCGCGAACGCCAAUCCCUUCGCCGCUGCUGCCCCAGAGCCUGCACCAACCUCGACUCCAACGGCCGCUUACGGCAAGGGCGACGACGAUCAAGGCGGCGACGGGUCUUCUUCGGAAGAUGAUGACGACGAGGACGAAGAAGAGGAGCGCCUCGCCGAAGAGCUUCAGAUCAAGGCCGACCUCGAGCGCAAGACGAGCAAGGACUCGGCGUGGGUCAAGCAGGUACCCAAGUACCCCGCCCUCUACCUCAACACAGUCCCCGAGCCCUCGUCGUCGUCCAAGGCGGCCGACAAGAAGCUGACGUCGUCGCAGGCCAAGACGCUCAAGCGCGACGAGAACUACGACGAGGAGGAGCUCAAGGCGUGGGGCAAGGAAGGCUACGAGAAGAUGAUGCUCGACGGCAUCGACGACGUGUUUGAGCGCUUUGCUAAGCGCGUCGGCGCCGAAGGGCGGCAGGCGGUCCGCUACGAGUUUGGCGGGCAGCCGUUGCCCUUCCACGGCCGGGGCCAGCUGUACACGAAGCUGUGGCCCAAGCAGUCGGACAGCUCCGCCAAGCCGGGCCAGCCCAUCGCCGUGACGCGCGGAGCGUUUGCGGCGGGCGCCGGCGCGGCGACGGCCGAGGGCGGCGUCUAUGACGCCUCGUGCAUCCCGCCUUGCCCCACGUGCGGCUCUGCGCGGACGUUUGAGGCGCAGCUGAUGCCCAACCUCAUCAACCUGCUACGUCCGCAGGCGAUCCAGCGGGGCGAGGAGCAGACGUCGUCGGACGACGACGAAGACGGCGACGACGACGACGCCGAACUCUCGCACCUCAGCGGCGAGGAGCGCAGGCGGGCCGAGAUCGAGCGUGAGCUCGGCCGUGCCAUCCCCGCCCCACCCAAGGCCAACGACGAGGCCAAAGGUGCGGCGACCGAGGGCGCCGAGGCCAAGAAGCCGCGGAUGCCCAGGCGUACGGGCCUGACGUGGAGCACGGCCAUGAUCUACGUUUGUGAGAAGGACUGCUGCAUUCCGGUCGACGGCAGCGCCGAAGAGGGCGAGACGUGGAGGGAGGAGUGGGUCGGCGUCCAGUUUGAGGACGAGGCCUGA